Rhipicephalus sanguineus (brown dog tick) is the source of this 943-nucleotide messenger RNA. RefSeq lists its product as uncharacterized. Lineage: Eukaryota; Metazoa; Arthropoda; Arachnida; Ixodida; Ixodidae. The coding region runs from base 91 to 633 and encodes 180 amino acids. The record is from RefSeq and is a predicted model, not a curated record. The transcript has 5 exons.
CUAGCGAAGGCUUGGGUAAAUCUAUUGUCUCUCAUGUGUAAAGACCUUGAAUAAGUGUUUUUGAGCAUUGAGAUUUUCUGAAGCAGAAUAAUGUGUGAAAUGCAACUUGUCGGGAGUCUCACUUUCCUUGCCUGCCUAAUAAUGUUGGAAUGCAAACGGUCACUCUUCGGACAUCAUUGGAACAUAAAACAGUUUGUAAAUACGACUGCACCAGUAUGGACGUACCUCACAAGUGAAAUGACAAAUAUUGAAUGUAAAGUAGAUGUAUAUGUACUUCUGACUGUCGAAUCUGUCGAAUUCCUACGGUCGUACUACCGGAGCGAGGAAAAGUUUAGUUACAGACUUUUGGCUAAAUUUGACUCCCUACGAAAGAAGCGCAUGAUCAUCAGCUCUCCAGGUGGCACCCUUAAGCAGACAGAAGAUAUUGUCUAUAUAUCUAGGGACCUCGCAUGUGCAGUCGUGAAAAUAACUACGCCUACCAACGGUUUAAAAAAGACGUACGAUCUUCGCAUUCGGGAUAGCGCCAUUCAAGUGCGCCCCCAGAGCAAAUGUAUGGAACAUUUUAGGUGGAAAGCGGGUCGGCAAGGACACUUGCUAUAUAGGGACUAUUGCCGUAGCUUGCCGCGAACCUAGAGAAACUAAUUUCUCUUAUUACAGGGACAGGAAGUCUGCACUUCUGACCUACGAAAAAAAAAAAGCCGCAGUGACGGACAUAUGCCCCGUUAAAGCGACGAAGCUAUGCAGAAAAGUGCAGAUAAUACCAGUAGUGGCCAGGAACUUGGAAAACGUGAGCGUUCAGAUCAUUCAGUAUGCGCAACACUUGUUCGAGACGUCUGUUGUUUCCAUAAAUGAAGUUGUCUGUUUCCUUGUAUGUUCCAGUUUAUAAAUGAAAGCUUGUGUACUGUACGUGGAUAUGUUUCUAGGUAAUAAAUGAGUCAAGAAA